Messenger RNA from Dipodomys ordii (Ord's kangaroo rat), 621 nucleotides. RefSeq lists its product as uncharacterized. The transcript is spliced from 6 exons. NCBI's taxonomy places the organism in Eukaryota, Metazoa, Chordata, Mammalia, Rodentia, Heteromyidae. The record is from RefSeq and is a predicted model, not a curated record. The coding region runs from base 1 to 621 and encodes 206 amino acids.
AUGUCGUCCUUGCCCUUGGCCCAGCCAGUCCCCAAGGGUACGCGGUGUCUGCCCCAUGCCAGUGCAGUGUCUCGGGACGGGGGUUGGAAAUCAGUUCGAGAGCAGCUAGCCCGGAGACGGGGUUCCACUGCAGGCCUCGCCUUCCCGGAGGCCUCUACCCCAGCCUCCCCUGCGUGCGAGGCUGAACGGAAGCCUGUGCAGAGCUGCAGGCUGCUGGCGGCCCCGGCGGCUCCGGGGGCGGAGGUGGACGGUGGCCCCGCCUUCUCCCUGCGCCCUCGGUGCGUGCUGACGGAGCCCGCGGCCGAGGAAGAGGAGGUGAGAGCGGCGGCGCCGCCCGACCCGCAGAGUUUCCCGACUCCUUGGCUCACCCUGGCUGCAUCUGAGAUAUUUUACUUCUUAGUUUGCCACCUCUGUGGGAGAAGCAGUUCUCUGCCUUUGUCAUCAUCUUGGUGUGGCUCUGCUGUUUCCCAGUGUCCUGGACAUCAGGAGCCCCCAGAGGAGGAAGGCAGAGAUCUUCAGGACAACCUGCCUCCUGCUCACAGACCUGCAUAUGUACACCAUGCAGGAAUGAUCUACAUAUUGAUAAACUUCUUAUUUUAUCUGUUCUUUGCAAAAACAUAA